AUGGCAGAAAGCAAUGGUCCUACCCUUGCCAUCUCCCUUUGGACUUUGACGGUGAUUCCACUGUUGUUCAUGAUCCUCCGAAUAUACAGCAAAACCCAACAUUCUAAAGCAUUCGGUCUUGACGAUGGAUUACUGGCUCUAUCUUGGAUUUUCAUUUUUGCCUAUACUACGACACUACAAAUAUCGAUGCAUUACGGUCUCGGCGACCGACUUGAAAACAUCGAGCCAGAAAUCCUGCCCACCACCAUCCAAUACAUGUAUAUCGGCGAGUUCUUCGGAUUUUUCGCUAUGCCACUCGGGAAAACGUCAUUCUGCGUAACUUUGUUGCGCUUGACCACAGUGAGAUGGCAAAGAUGGAUUCUGUGGUUCAUCAUGAUAUCCUUCAAUACGACGAUGUCCUUGCUAGCGGUUCUAACAUGGGUUCAGUGCAGACCGGUUCAAAAGCUUUGGGAUUCGUCAGUCGAGGGCGAGUGUUGGCCUUAUAAGCUGUACAUGGUAACUGGGUUGACUAUUGGAGCAUAUUCGGCUCUGGCUGACUUCGCGCUUGCCAUCUGCCCAUGGCUCAUCAUUCGCAAAGUGCGAAUGCGACAAAGGGAAAAGUGGGGCCUCAUAAUCGCGAUGAGCAUGGGCUGUUUAGCUGGAGUUUGUUGUGUAGUCAAGACUGCUUACAUUCCAGGUGCUGCGACUUGGGUAGAUUUUACCUACAGUACUGCAGACAUGCUCAUUUGGGCUCUCGCCGAAUCCUCUAUCACAAUCAUCGCCGCUUCUUUACCCUUCUUGCGUUUGAUCCUGAAGGACAUGUCAUCAUACAGCGGGAGCCAAAGUCUGAAACUUUCUAUACGAUUACCAAGCCAAGGCGAUAACGCCACGGGCAUCAGAUCGCAACAGAAGCCUCACAAAAGCCAUGCAGUACAUCCUGAAGACGUGAGAGACGACGAAGCUAGUGAUAGAAGCAUACUUGCGGAGACAAGGGGAGAGUUUGGAAAAAUAAUGCGGUCUCGAGAAGUACGAAUCGAGUACAAUGACGAAGAGGAUCAUCACAGGUGUGCUGGUCGUACAGCCACGGAUAUGUGGACCGCUUGA
Molecule: messenger RNA, 1083 nt
Organism: Dothidotthia symphoricarpi CBS 119687
Lineage: Eukaryota; Fungi; Ascomycota; Dothideomycetes; Pleosporales; Dothidotthiaceae
Exons: 5
Coding region: 1-1083 (360 amino acids)
Source: RefSeq, a predicted model, not a curated record